This is a messenger RNA of Anopheles maculipalpis, 1602 nucleotides long. RefSeq names its product venom serine protease Bi-VSP-like. Gene Ontology annotation, biological process: proteolysis. Gene Ontology annotation, molecular function: serine-type endopeptidase activity. Bases 67 to 1518 code for a protein of 483 amino acids. The transcript is spliced from 6 exons. NCBI's taxonomy places the organism in Eukaryota, Metazoa, Arthropoda, Insecta, Diptera, Culicidae. The record is from RefSeq and is a predicted model, not a curated record.
AUAGUGAAGCAAAGAACAAGUUUUAAUUCCCAACAACGCUACAAUUAGUGUAAUUACGCGAGCAUAAUGUGGAAGUUUGCGUUUGUGAUUAUUUCCUUUCUGGCUAUAAACAGUGUGCAGCCGCAAGCUGGCACGUCAUGCACCACCCCGAACAGGCAGAUAGGCGUUUGUCAGGUGUUCCAGUACUGUGCAUCCCUGAUCCGACUGUACCAAUACAAUCGGAAUCAGGAGACGGUAAACUUCUUGCUCGCGUCCCAGCGCAGCUGUGGCAAUCGCAACUAUAACGGCAGCCCGGUGCUUUGCUGCAGUGAUGGUGUGCAGUAUGAUCCCACUACAACUUCGUCUCCUUUUGUAGAGGUAACGACGGCAGCAGCGCUUCGUACGGCCGAUUGCGUUGGACCAGACAAUCGCGAAGGAUAUUGCAUAAGCAUACGCAACUGUCCGAGCGUUUUGAAUGAGUUCGUCCAGCGUCAGAGGGAUCCGCAGUACGUGCAGUACAUCCAGCGCUCGAAUGCGGUGUGUAACUACAUCCAGCCCAACGUGUGCUGUCCCCUGCAGGGAGUCACGCAGGUUCCACCAGCUCCACCGACUGCUCCACCAACUGCCCCACCGACGGCUCCACCUCCACCUCCACCACCACCACCAGCACCAGUCACAGAGGCACCGCCACCACCACCACCACCAUCGCCAGCUGCAGGUCCUGCCCAGCUACUUACCCCCGAAACCGGAUGCGGCUAUAGCAUUGUGCAGCACAAUCGGGUCGUUGGUGGCGUUCCAGCCGAACUGAACGGAUGGCCCUGGAUGGCGUUGGUCGGCUACAAGAAUGCUUUGGGUGAAGUUUCGUUCAAGUGCGGUGGUUCGCUCAUCACGAAGCGACACGUACUCACAGCUGCUCACUGCAUUCGGCGCGAUCUAUCAUCGGUUCGGCUGGGUGAGCACGAUACGUCCACGGAUGUGGAAACGAAGCAUGUCGACGUACCGGUCGUUCGGUACGAAACUCAUCCAUCGUACGACAAGAAGGACGGACACACUGAUUUGGCCGUGCUAUUUAUGGAGUUCGAGGUGCAGUUCAGUGAUGCGAUCAAGCCUAUCUGCCUGCCAUUGAGUGACACGAUCCGCAGCAAGAACUUCAUCGGCUACACACCGUUCGUGGCCGGCUGGGGUCGCACACAGGAGGGUGGCAAGUCCGCCAAUGUGCUGCAGGAGCUGCAGAUUCCCAUCAUUGCCAACGACGAGUGUCGCACGCUGUACGACAAGAUCGGUAAAGUGUUCUCGCAGAAGCAGUUCGAUAAUGCGGUUAUGUGCGCGGGCGUGAUCGAGGGUGGCAAGGAUUCGUGCCAGGGCGACAGCGGUGGCCCGCUAAUGUUGCCGCAGCGUUUCGGCACCGAGUUCUACUACUUCCAGGUGGGCAUCGUGUCCUACGGUAUCGGAUGCGCCCGAGCCGAGGUUCCCGGUGUGUACACGCGUGUCGCCAGCUUUGUCGACUGGAUUCAGCAAAAGGUUGCGGAACCGCUGUAAAAGUGUUGCUAGAGCUGAAUGGAGACUGUUUGUUAAUGGUGUUUCUCAGUAAUAAAUGGUAUUAUUAGUGUUUUGAGUACAAAU